Messenger RNA from Cetraspora pellucida, 676 nucleotides. Lineage: Eukaryota; Fungi; Glomeromycota; Glomeromycetes; Diversisporales; Gigasporaceae. The record is from the annotation of a GenBank genome assembly.
AUGAAAAAAGCCCAACCAAAUAUUUUACAUUAUGUACUUUCAAAAUUACAAUUAAAUAAUUAUAUUCAACAAAUAAUAACUCAAAAUGUUGAUGGUCUUUAUCAAAAAUUUAAUUCUAAAAAAAUUAUUUUAGAACUUCAUGGUUCUUUAAAUCAAAUUCAUUGUUUAAAUUGUGGUCAUAUAAAUCAAAGAUCUGAUUAUCAAAUAAUUUUAAAUUUACCAUAUGGUACUUCUUAUGAUUCUUUUAAUUAUUCUUCUUGUGUUCAAUGUUCUAUAGGAAUUUAUAAAUCUUCUGUUGCAAAAUCUGUAGAUUUAGUUAAAAAUUGUAAAUGUAUUUUGGUGGUCGGUUCUUCAUUAACUACUUAUUUUGCAUUUGGAAUCGUCAAGCUUGCUAGUGAUCUAUAUAAAGAUAUUGCUAUUAUCAAUCUUGGUGAAACCAGAGACGAUUUCUUUGGUGCUGAUGGCGUUUUAUGUUUAGAAGAAACUCAAAACAAUAAAAAAGGUCUUUUAUCAGUCGGUCUAAUAGGAAAGUCUAUGUUAUCAAUAUCAGUGCUUUUGAAUACCGUGGCAUGUGGUUCUUCUUUCAAAUGGGAAAAUAAAUAUGACCCUUUAGGAAGGCUAAUAUUUAUAAAAAAAUUACUCAUUAAUCUUCAAGUUAAUAUUAAAGUUAAUAAAG